AUGUCCCUCGAAAACUCAGUGGCUGCGAUUAACGCAUCACUGUGCAGCAGCCCUGGAGGCAGGAUCUUCCCCAUUACAGGGACAAGUGAGCAGUCGUACGAUGACUAUCUCGGUUUAACUGGCCAAUCCGCACUUAUCUCUUUUCAAGAUGUGUCGGAAAACUCAAGCAACCCUGGCGACACCGAAGUAGUUCCACCAACAGAGGCUAGCCUUAAUCCUCAAAGUUCGACCGACCUUGCAGAUUCUCGCAUAGCUUCGGAUGGCCAGGAAGACCAAUUAACUCCCCUUGAAAUGCAAAUCCUGGAGAAGCAGAUCGAGCAAGAUCUCGAUCCAGAUUCGGGCAUGACAGCUGCUGAGGUCUGGGAAGACACCCGCUCUAUCUCACGGAAGGCAAAGCGCUUGGCGUUAGAGGCACUUUCGUUACGUGAAACUCAAGUCGCAGCCUCAUGGGGAACUUCUGCAAGAUUUACACAUGAAGACUAUACUGUAGGAUGGGUCUGUACUCGUCCUCUAGAAUAUGCAGUGGCUGAAGGGAUGCUGGACGAACAACAUUCGGCUCUUCCACAGGUUGAAAAUGAUACAAACACCUACACACUAGGGGGAAUGCAGAGACACAAUGUUGUCCUUCUCUGCAUACCUGCAGGAGCCAUGGAGACUGGGGUUGCAAACACUGCUGUAUCGGGGAUGCUCCGCAGUUUUCCAAAUAUAAGGAUUCGGCUGCUGGUUGGAGUUGCCGGAGGAGUUCCAAACCAUCAAAUUGAUAUACGCAUCGGCGAUGUAAUGGUUGGUUCCCCCGUGUCUUCUUCAGGAGGUGUUAUGCUCUUGAAAGGAAGUGGGGAGAGCUUUGCUGAGACUGGUACACUUGAGACGCCACCAAGAGAACUCGGAAACGCACUUGCGACACUGCAAGCUCGACAUAUAAGAAGGAGGAAUGAGAUUCAACGUCAUAUUGAAGAAAUGCUAGAGGCGAAUCCGGCUAUGCGUCUUCCGUUCUCCUUUCCAGACCCUGAAGGCGACUUGCUCUUGCCACCAUAUUACGAGCAUCAUAAUAAAGGCAUGCCAAAUUGUCUUGAAUGUGACCCUCCUCAAGUGAUACCACGGCCGAAGCAUAGAGGCAGACCUGCUGUCUUUUAUGGUCCUAUUGGAUGGACCAGUUCAGUCAUCAAUAGUGGUCUUGCCCUCGACGCUGUUUCCCGCCAAAGGGUCAUUUACUGCAUUGAGAUGGAAACCAUGGGAUUGAUCAAUUUGUUCCCUUGCAUUGUGAUUCGAGGAAUUUGGAACUACUCAGAUUCGCACAGAAAUAAGGCAUGGCAGUAG
Molecule: messenger RNA, 1317 nt
Organism: Penicillium canescens
Lineage: Eukaryota; Fungi; Ascomycota; Eurotiomycetes; Eurotiales; Aspergillaceae
Product: nucleoside phosphorylase domain-containing protein
Exons: 1
Coding region: 1-1317 (438 amino acids)
Biological process (GO): nucleoside metabolic process
Molecular function (GO): catalytic activity
Source: RefSeq, a predicted model, not a curated record